Molecule: messenger RNA, 676 nt
Organism: Thlaspi arvense
Lineage: Eukaryota; Viridiplantae; Streptophyta; Magnoliopsida; Brassicales; Brassicaceae
Source: the annotation of a GenBank genome assembly
AUCGAACCACAAGGAAGAUGACUCGAAGCUGCUCGACGAAAUUACCAAUAGAAUAUCCAACAUGUUGUUAGUCUCCGCAACACCACCAAGUGGUGGUAUCAAUAACCAAUUUGGGAUUGAUGCACACAUGAAAGAGUUGUAUCCAUUGUUGGAUUUGAAUUCCAAUGGGAGUGUGAGAGUGAUUGGAAUCUGGGCAAGAGGAGGCAGUGGAAGAUCGGCUCUAGCUAGAUUAGUGUAUCAGAAAAUCGCUAAGCAGUUCCAAAGCAAAUGUUUUCUCGAAAACGUUAAAGGGGUUCCUCAGGAUUGUCAAAUGUCGAAUCUAAGAGAAGAGUUUCUAAUAAGGAUUCAAGGAGGGUACUCGACGAUGAAGACCUCUGGGUUGAUCAGAACAAGGCUCAUGAGUCAGAAAGUUCUACUUGUGGCUAACAACGUCGACAAACUCGAACAAUUAGAUGCUCUUGCAGAAGAUUUUAACUGUUUCGGUCCUGGUAGUAUAGUUAUCAUAACUACACAAGACAAACAACUUCUUGUUUCAUUUGGGAUAAAGGUUGUGUAUGAAGUUGAGUGCUUAAGAUGCUUUGAAGUUCGCCAACUCUUUCGUCAAUUCGCCUUUAGAGAGAGAGACCUUUAUGUUUGUUCCGAGUUGUCUUCGUCGAUAUCGGAGACUGAAUGUUCU